AUGGAGCCACCGCUCAUUGAUCCUGCUUUGGAGCCUCCAGCCAGAGACCCGCCGGUCAUGGAACCACCAGAAGUAGAUCCGCCAGCCAUUGAUCCUCCGCUCAUAGAGCCGCCGGUUUUCGAGCCUCCGGCCAUAGAUCCACCGGACAUAGAACCUCCAGCUUUGGAACCGCCAGACAUUGAUCCACCAGUCGAAGAUCCGCCGGCCAUUGAUCCUCCACUCAUAGAGCCACCGGUUUUAGAUCCGCCUGCCAUAGAUCCACCGGUCACAGAACCUCCAGUUUUGGAGCCACCGGCCAUUGAUCCGCCGGACAUCGAUCCACCAGAAGUAGAUCCACCGGUUUUAGAACCACCUGCCAUGGAGCCACCGGCCAUUGAUCCGCCAGUCUUUGAUCCCCCGGCCAUUGAACCUCCAGCCAUGGACCCACCGGACAUCGAUCUGCCAGUUUUGGAUCCUCCGGCCAUUGAGCCUCCAGUCAUUGAUCCGCCGGACAUCGAUCCGCCAGUCUUUGAUCCUCCGGCCAUUGAACCUCCAGCCAUAGAUCCGCCGGACAUCGAUCCACCAGAAGUAGAUCCACCGGCUUUAGAACCACCAGCCAUGGAGCCACCGGCCAUUGAAGACUGA
Molecule: messenger RNA, 624 nt
Organism: Rhagoletis zephyria (snowberry fruit fly)
Lineage: Eukaryota; Metazoa; Arthropoda; Insecta; Diptera; Tephritidae
Source: RefSeq, a predicted model, not a curated record